CGAGGGUGGGUCUUUGGCGCAUCAUGACGAAUUGCGUGUUUCAGUCUCUCUCCGAGCAAACCUGGCUUGAGGCUGCCCAGACCUUCAUCCAAGAGGCCAUUUGUCCAGCUGACCAGGAGCCUGAUCUGCAGUUGACUCAGCGGGUAAUUGACUGUGUGAGGAGAAUUUGGUGUUCCCAGGAGAGGAGCCAGGGUUUUGCACUGCCUGUCAGCUACAGCUUUGUCUCAGCCCAGAAACUCAGGAGCCGCCAUCACCCGUGCUGUAGCCACCUGUCCUGGAGCAGUAAUGCAUGUGAGGCUUGGGCCCAAGAGGCUGGGCCCAGUGGGAACCGUCUGCCCCAGGAGCAGCUGUUACUUUUAGGGAUACUAACAGACCUAUCACAGGACUCAGAACAAGAGAGCCAGGAUGGAAGCCUCUUUGUGAGAGAUAACACUGGAAUCCUGGACUGUGAGCUCCUAGAUUUGGACCUUUCCUGGCUGGGCCAUCUCUUCUUGUUCCCCAGUUGGAGUUACCUUCCGCCUGCCAAGUGGAAUUCCUCAGGGGAAGGGCACUUGGAGCUCUGGCAUGCCCCUGUGCCAGUGUUUCCUUUGGCUGUCAGCCCUGACCCUCUCACGCCUAUCUCUGUUCUGUACCCAGAGAUUGCAUCCCUGGUGCUCAGACACAGAAGCAAGCGCAGAGGUGUACAAUCAAAUCUAGCUGGGAAGCUGGUCCGGUUGAGUCCUCUGGUAAGAAGUCAGCAGAAGACUUACUUCGUCCUGUCUCUUGGCAAACUGCUCCCCACCAGCGGCCAGGCUGUCAGCCAAGUGCCUAUUAUUGUGCAGAUCCCUGCCCAGCUGGUGUGGCGCCGAGCCCUUCGGCCUGGUGAGGACUAUGUGCUGACAGAACUCCGAGUAUCCAGGAUCCAUGGUCACCGUCGCCGUGUUUGGAUGACUACUCCCUCCUCGCAUCUGAGGCUGCUGAACGCGGGGUGUGUGCAGGAGCUGCAGCCAGAGCUAGAAGGACCCUGCUUGGAGGCUGAACCCGAACCAUUCCCCAGGCCCUGCAACUCUCGAGAUGGGAAGGAGCCAAAAGGCGCUCUCCGGAAUUCCAGACUCUUACAUUAUAAGGGAGCAGUCACUGGCGUGUUGAAUGAGCCCGCUGGCCUCUAUGAGUUGGACGGGCAGCUGGAGCUCUGCCUGGCAUACCAGCAGUUCCGUGGCCUCAGGCGGGUGAUGCGACCUGGGGUCUGCCUGGAGCUCCUAGAUGUUCACCUGCUCCAGUCAGUGGGUGGAGGGACAACAAGACCAGUGCUGGCACCCUGCCUCCACAGUGCCAUUCUUCUGCGGGCCUUUUCUUGUCAGAAGCCUGGGACUCAGUCUUCCCACCACGUUCAUGGGGCCUCCUUGUAUGAAGACCUCAUAUGGCAACGUCAGUUAGGACUGCCCCUCUAUCUAUGGGCUAGCAGGGCCCUGGCGGAGCUGACCUGCAAGCUAUGUCCCCAUGUGCUGAGACACCACCAGUUCCUGCAGCACUCCCGUCCUGGCAACCCCAGCCUGGGACUGCAGCUCCUGGCUCCAGCACUGGAUGACUUUUCUCCACCAAGCAGCACCAUUCGGAAUAUACACAAUGAGAUCCUUGAAGAGCCACAUCACUGUCCCCUCCAGGAAUAUGCUCGGCUGCAGACACCCUGCUCUUUCCCCACUCUGGCUGCGCUGGCAGCGGAAGGGGAACAGAAGGCUUGGGCUUCCUUUGACCCAAAGACCCUUCUGCCCCUGCCAGAGGCUGCCUACCUACCCAGCUGCCAACUCAAUCAGCGCCUAGCCUGGUCCUGGCUGUGUUUGCGACCUUCUGAUUUCCACCCAGCCCAGGUUUUACUUGGGGUCCUGGUGGCUUCAUCUCGGAAAGGUUAUCUGCAACUUAGGGAUCAAAGUGGCUCCCUGCCCUGCCUGCUCCUGGCCAAGGACUCGCAGCCUGUCACUGACCCGAAGCUCAUAGGCUGCCUGGUUCGGGCAGAGAGGUUCCACUUGGUUAUAGAGAGGAACGUCAAGAGCAACUUUCCUUCCUGGAAGGAGCUGGGCGUGGAAAAUUUCAUCCAGAAGCGGCGAGCUAGAGUUUAUGUCCAGUUCUUUCUUGAUGACUCCUUGAUCCUGCCUGUGCCCAGAUCUACACUCCAUUCAACCACUCCCUCAGUGUCUCCUCAGACAGAGCUCACCUGCCCAGAGGAGCCUGAUGUAGGACAGAGCCGUCUAUUCUUGCUGUCCCACAAGGAGACCCUCAUGAAGAUGAAUUUUUGUGCCUCCUCAAGAGCCAUCCCAGAAGUGCUCAAACCCACCUUUAGUUUCCGGGUGUCAGGGAUCUGGCUUGAGGGCACCCAGAGGAAGGAGGGAACUGGAUGGGGCCCACCUGAGCCCCUGAAAGAUGUGAACAAGGACCAGAAGGUUCUUCUCCUCUUCCAUGGCUCUUCAGUCCGCUGGUUUGCAUUCCUGCACCCGGGGCAAGUGUACCGACUUGUCACCCCUCUUUCUACACCAAUGUUGUUUGAAGCAGAGGGUUCAUCCUGCACAUCUCAGCGUCCUCUGGAGUUGGCUGCCUGUGGGUCCUGCCUCACUGUCCAGGACAAGUGGACCCUGGAACUUGAGAGCUCCCGGGAUGUGCCAGAAGUGCUUGGCCUACACAGGGCACUGCCGGAGUCUUCCCUGCCCAACCUGCUCAGUGGAAAUUUCACUGAUUCCUUGGUGUCUUUCUCAGCUGAGAUUUUAUCACGGACAGUAUGUGAGACACUUCGGGGCCAUUGCUGCACAAAGCCUGGGAACGCUCGGGCCCUGAGAAGGUGUAUGAAGCUAACCGUAGCUCUAGAGCCUGCUAACUAUGAAUUCCCCCCACACUUGGACAUAUAUAUGGAAGAACCACACUUGCCUGCCCCACUAGGGCUCCUUCCAGGAGCCCAAGUCCACUUUAGCCAACUGGAGAAAAGGGUUUCCAGGUCUCACAACGUUUACUGUUGCUUCCAGUCGUCCACUUAUGUGCAGGUCCUGAGUUUUCCCCUGGAAACUACAGUCAGCAUUCCCCUGCCCCACAUCUACCUGACUGAGCUUCUCUGGGGUGGACAGGCCCCAUUCCGAGCCACUGCCUCUUGUCAUGUGGUUUCUGUCUUCAGCCUUGAGCUCCUGUGGGUGUGUGCUCACUGUAGAAGUAUCUGUCCCCAGGGAAGGUGCUCUCGUCAGGGCUCCACCUGCCCUACUCAGACGUCAGUGAGCCAGGCCAGCAUCAGGCUUCUGGUAGAGGAUGGCACUGCGGAAGCCGUGGUGACCUGUAAGAAUCAUCAUGUGGCAGAAGCUCUGGGGCUGUGUCCUAGCGAGUGGGCCUCCCUCCUGGAGUUCACCCGAGGGCCAGGCAGAGUAGCCUUGCAGUUUACAUGGCCUGGAGCCCAGCUGGAGUCCUCAGCCGAGUCGAAUGAGCCCUUGACAUUCUUCCUCAGGACACUUUGUGCUAGCCCCUCUGUUCUCCGCCCUAUUGUGCUUUCUUUUGAGCUUGAGAGGAAGCCCUGUAAUAUCACCCCAUCAGAACCUCCCCGCCUACAGCGGUUCCAGUGUGGAGAGCUCCCUCUCCUGACAAGGGUGAAUCCCAGGCUGCGACUGACCUGUCUUUCUAUCCAGGAGCCAGAGUACCUCAGUCCUCUGAGGGCCUUUGCCUCCUCCUGAUGAUCUGAGCUACAAAGAUGGCCUGGAAGAUUUCUUGCCUCCUUGGGAACCUUGAGGCCUAGAUUCCAUUUCCAACCUCUUGUGGCACCUUCUCUUUCUGUCACUGAGCCUGGACUCCUAUCUUUGGUUCACAAACUGCUACCCUAUUGUAAUUCAUUCUGGUGCCAGGCUUCCUGGGGCUGGUGUGGGAACAACACAUCAUGCUGGUUGAUACUGCCUCUAUUUGGGGUCAAGUCACCUACACUCAUAAGUGACAAGCAGAGUCUGCCUUUGUGCCAGCAGCUGGCAGAACCAAAACCUUGUUCCUUGUGAGGUUGCUGUUCACAGACCGUUUGGUUCCAAUAAACCUCUUUGAGGCUGGU
Molecule: messenger RNA, 4042 nt
Organism: Octodon degus (degu)
Lineage: Eukaryota; Metazoa; Chordata; Mammalia; Rodentia; Octodontidae
Gene: Ctc1
Product: CST telomere replication complex component 1
Exons: 23
Coding region: 24-3680 (1218 amino acids)
Biological process (GO): telomere maintenance via telomere lengthening; positive regulation of DNA replication
Cellular component (GO): CST complex
Molecular function (GO): telomeric repeat DNA binding; single-stranded DNA binding
Source: RefSeq, a predicted model, not a curated record